AUGCAUCUCGCAGCCAUUGCCAUCCUCUUUACGGCAACUAUUGCCCUCGCAAACCCCACUCCUCCUACCUGCGGCACUUGCAACCCGCUCUCUGGCCAGAAUAGCUGUGAUAUCACGACUUCGUGCAUCAACACUGGCACGACCUUCCACUGCGCCUGUCGCGCGGGAUACAAGGCGUCGGAGCAGGACAAGAAUAUCAAGGAGCAGUUCCGUCUGAAUAUGCCAAAUUACCAGUUCUUGGUCUUCGUGCCGGAAAACACAGUCUGCAAUACGCUUUGCGAUGAUCCAUACGGAGCCCCUUCUACUAUUUGUAACGAGGUACCCAUCUACAACCAGUGCAAGGUUUAG
This is a messenger RNA of Penicillium verhagenii, 348 nucleotides long. RefSeq names its product putative adhesin. The record is from RefSeq and is a predicted model, not a curated record. The transcript has a single exon. Gene Ontology annotation, molecular function: calcium ion binding. NCBI's taxonomy places the organism in Eukaryota, Fungi, Ascomycota, Eurotiomycetes, Eurotiales, Aspergillaceae. The coding region runs from base 1 to 348 and encodes 115 amino acids.